GUUUCCUGUGGUGGAGCGGGCGGGGAAAGCUCGGCCACCCCCUCACCUGUGCGUCUGGCCCUGCAUAGCCGGUGGGAGGGGGAUGCGGCGAGACCCUGCGAGGGGCGGCAGCGGCGCGGGGUGGCCCGGGCCCGUGCGGUUGUUGCUGACAGCGAAAGGCUUCCUCUCAAAGCUGUUUAAAUGAGAAUGUCCCUGGCGCAAAGAGUACUACUGACAUGGCUUUUUACGUUACUUUUCCUGAUCAUGCUGGUGCUAAAGUUGGAUGAGAAAGCACCAUGGAACUGGUUCCUCAUUUUUAUUCCAGUCUGGAUAUUUGAUACUAUUCUUCUAGUUAUGUUAAUUGUAAAAAUGGCUGGACGGUGCAAGUCCGGCUUUGACCCUCGCAAUGGCUCCCAAAACAUCAAGAAAAAAGCCUGGUAUCUCAUUGCAAUGCUACUUAAAUUAGCCUUCUGCCUCGCCCUCUGUGCUAAACUGCAACAAUUUACUACGAUGAAGCUAGCCUAUGUGUUUAUCCCAUUGUGGGCCUUGCUUAUUGGGGGUAUGGUUGAACUCGGAUAUAAUAUCUUCUACGUACGAAGAGACUGAGCUACGCUAUGUGGUUUUUCAACACUGAGGUUGGUACCAAGUUCCUGGAUUCUUAUAGGUUUGCCACAAACUUGAUCUCCAAAUUAGAACACCAAAUAAGGAUCAAGCUGGAGACUUUAUCUAAACCAGGCUGAAGACUGAAAAAGUAAACUUGUUCCAUUUUUUUAUUUUAAAACUCACAUAUGCUCUUGUAAAUAAAAGUAUUUGUUCAACA
This is a messenger RNA of Grus americana (Whooping crane), 799 nucleotides long. RefSeq names its product transmembrane protein 60 (gene TMEM60). The record is from RefSeq and is a predicted model, not a curated record. The coding region runs from base 181 to 585 and encodes 134 amino acids. The transcript has 2 exons. NCBI's taxonomy places the organism in Eukaryota, Metazoa, Chordata, Aves, Gruiformes, Gruidae.